AUGAUGAGCGAUGCGAGCGACCCUGACGACUCAGCACGGAGGGCUAUGCGAAGAGGCAUGUGGGUGUGGAACACUGCCACCAUCAUUGAGGACACUGCACAGAUAGACCGCCUGAUUCUGUGUGCUAGCGCAAUUGAUGUUAACGAUAUCUACCUAUACGUCGUGCCAGCGUGGUACGACGGGAAGAACAGCAAGCUCGCAGCUUUCAACAGUCGUCUGCAUGCCCACAGCAUCCAGGUCUGGGCUGUCGAUGGCGGCCCGGCUUACCUCGACACGCUCGCCGCAGGCGAUGCCUUCAUUGCCGGUUUGCGCAGCCUGGGCGAAUUCAAUGACCGCUCCGAACCAUGCGCACGCUUUCAUGGCUUCCAAGCGGACUUGCAACCCGAAGACUCCGCUGGGCGUACAGGCUGCUUCCAUAAGCGUGUCGCGGAGUCAAGGCUUACACAGCAGCAGCACAUUGAGCGCACGAUGGUCCUGCAGAAGCUGCUCAACCUUCUUACCCGGACAAGCAACAUGGUGCACAGUCUCGACAUGCCGUUUGCCGUUGCCAUGCCUUUCUGGCUCCAGGACUACGAAGGCGAGCCUGUCACCGUUGCCUACACGGGCAAGCACGGCACACGUAUGUGCGUAAUGGAGCUCAUCAUGCCGGUGGUGGAUGAAUAUCUCGUUCUAAAUCACAAGACAGAGUUCGCGAACGUUGCUAAAUUCAUUUCAGCGCCCGCUGAGUACGCGUCCGAUAUGGCUGGGUCUGGGCAGAGGAUGCCGCAUGUGCUUGGUAGCUUUCCUGUCACGGAUAGCGCUGGUCAGAAAGAGUCUCACCGAGAAGCAAUCGUAAAGAUCACGAAAGACAUUUCCAGCCUUGAGGCGAUGCUGCAGCUCUGUCCUACAUUUGCUGGUCUCGCACUUCACGACUGGGAAGCAUUAGAUAAGCUAUCAAAUGAUUGA
Messenger RNA from Baudoinia panamericana UAMH 10762, 945 nucleotides. RefSeq lists its product as uncharacterized. Bases 1 to 945 code for a protein of 314 amino acids. The record is from RefSeq and is a predicted model, not a curated record. The transcript has a single exon. NCBI's taxonomy places the organism in Eukaryota, Fungi, Ascomycota, Dothideomycetes, Mycosphaerellales, Teratosphaeriaceae.